Molecule: messenger RNA, 1133 nt
Organism: Drosophila rhopaloa
Lineage: Eukaryota; Metazoa; Arthropoda; Insecta; Diptera; Drosophilidae
Gene: Psf3
Product: DNA replication complex GINS protein PSF3
Exons: 3
Coding region: 85-714 (209 amino acids)
Biological process (GO): mitotic DNA replication initiation
Cellular component (GO): GINS complex
Source: RefSeq, a predicted model, not a curated record
GCUAGCUGACUGUGCAGCCCUGGCAACCGCGCAAAAAUGAACAAUUCUUGUGUUUACAACCGAUAAGAGAAGAGCCGCGCCGGAAUGAACUAUUUCCCGAACUAUUACUCCAUCGAGGACAUCUUCGUGACCCAGGAGAAGGUGGAGUGCCGGGUGAACACGAAGCUGCAGCGGAUGGGCUUCCUGGAUGCCGGCGCCGAGACGGAAGACUUGGAGCCCGGACGCACGGUCAACCUGCCGCUCUGGUACAUCAAGGAGCUGAAGGUGAACAACGCCUACUUCACCGUCUCAGUGCCGGAGAUCUACCGCAACGUGCACAAGGCCGUCUGCGAGGCGGAGACCACCCAUAUCGAGCUGGGGCGCCUGCAUCCGUACUUCUACGAGUUCGGCCGCUAUCUGACGCCCUACGACCGCCACCACGUCAUCGGACGGAUCAUCUUCGAGACGCUCCGCCAGCGGGUGCGCCACUUGCUGGACAUCUCCAAAAGCGACGGCCAGGCGGCCAAGCCGGAGCACCGCCUGGACAACAUAGAGGCCAAGCUGCACGAGGCGGGAGUUCGAACUAACAGCCAGUACAUUGAAUGGCUGCAGAUGACGGGCAACAAGAUCAGAACCUCGGAGCUGGUGGAGGAGCACCAGAAAAAGCGACGGCGGGCGGAUCGCAGCGAUGACGAGGGCGAGGUCCUGCCCAACAGCAAGCGGGCCACCUUAUGAUCCAUCCCAGCACAGUAAACUACCCCUGGCAGAUGUCUUGGAACUGUAGCAACUUUAUUUCGUCCAUUCUUUUGGUGGCCACAGGGCGGCCUUACCUCUCAAAAAUACACUUGAUCUAUGCACUCGGCUAUGUCCAUUUGUACAGUUCAAAAUACAUGGAAUCGCAUACAUCUACACAUAACUAAGCAUCCGAUCUGGGGCCGGUCUUAAACUAUACUCCUAGGAGCUGCCGGUUUGCGCUUUCCAUGGACUUGGCAAUAAGCCAAAUAACCGCGCAUCCUUCUACGACAAUGCGCCACAUUAUUACAUAUAAAUAGUUAACUACAUAUAUAAUUAUAAUCUUGUAAGCUCAAUUAAAAUUUGAUUUUGUGCUAGUUUCACAUACAUUUCACAAAUAAACAUUCGCCAAUGUCAGCAUA